Molecule: messenger RNA, 967 nt
Organism: Triticum aestivum (bread wheat)
Lineage: Eukaryota; Viridiplantae; Streptophyta; Magnoliopsida; Poales; Poaceae
Exons: 3
Coding region: 441-770 (109 amino acids)
Source: RefSeq, a predicted model, not a curated record
GCCGCCGCCGCGCCUCAGCCCGAUCUACGACGCCCGCGAGUCCGCAACCCCUCUUUCGCCAUGGAUCCCGCUGCUGGCUAGCCACUCUCCUCUCACCGGUCGUCCUGCGCCGCCCCGCGCCGCCUCCGCUCGUCCAGCCACCUGACGCCGACGCGCCACUCCGGCAGCCGGCCCUCUACUCCUCCCCACUCCCCAGGCUCCGCCGCCCGUUCACCCAACGCCGACGCCCCACUCCAGCAGCUCGCCGACCAGCCCCGCAAGCUCCCCACGGAUGGGCUGGUGCUCCCCGUCCACUCCCCGGCAGCUGCUAUCCACUGUCGCACUCUUUGCCUUCGGCGCGGGGCUCCUCACCUACGGCGCACACCUCUCCUACGUCCACAUCGAGCCCCAGCGCGAGCGCACGCUCGCCCGCGAUCAGUGUCGGGCUUGUGAUUGCGGAGAUGGAGAUGAACACCCGCGCCGACCAGGAUGCCACUAUCGUGUGGGCCACUGUUGUGCAGGCCUGCAGCAUGUUCUACGACACCCCUGCAAUGCUCGACAUUGGUGAAAUUGUUCGUGCAAAGUUUGAUUUCGACGCUGUGGGACACUUAUGUUUGCAGACACUGGUGAAAUUGUUGGUGAAAUUGUUCGUGCAAGCGCUGUGGGACACUACACACAGGGCUGAGGUGCUGAGCUUGACCGCGAAUACCGAUCUGAGACACGCUGCGUCUUUCGCUUCUACUGACGGACAAGAUCCAAGGCACAAGAGUGACAAUGUUUCGAGGACCUGAUUGAUGACCAGCAACCUUUCCGUAUCUGUGUGUAACAAAGUCCAUGUUGGCAUUACAUCAAUAGUUGUGCUUUUGUAUUUCUUGUAAGGGCAUCUACAAUACAUACAUACUACAUUCAUUUACCCCAAUGACUGUUGAUUUUGAAAACCAUUCUAGGGUUGGAAUAUUUUGCCUUUUUUAUUUGAAUUUAUAAGAUC